Molecule: messenger RNA, 1165 nt
Organism: Oreochromis aureus
Lineage: Eukaryota; Metazoa; Chordata; Actinopteri; Cichliformes; Cichlidae
Product: CD209 antigen-like protein E
Exons: 7
Coding region: 171-884 (237 amino acids)
Source: RefSeq, a predicted model, not a curated record
CUAAAGCAGAGAUUAACUACAGAGGUGCCUCUCUGAUACAUUUAUUCUAAUUUAGUUUAGUAAUUACAUUUUCCCCAUAAGAGGACAAAGACACCCAUAAACAGAGCUGGCACAGUGGGUGAGCAACAGUGCAGCAGAGCUGACAGAAUCAGUCAGCAGCCUUCUGAACGAUGGAGGAGAUUUACGCCAAUGUGGAUUGUGCCAAACUUUCCUACCCAACACCUUCAACAAAUUACACAGGUCCAAGAGGUCCAAGGGGUUUCAAUUUAGUUAUUAUUCUUUCUCUGGGUCUGCUGAGUUUUUUCCUGCUGAUUGGACUCAUCAUCCUUGGUGUCAACUACCGCGACUCCUUACGGGAUUCAGCAGCAGCGUUCUCUGCCAUCAGUAACAACCUUUCCUUCGUGACUGAGGAGAGAGACCUGCUCCAGGCGAACCUCACUGAGAAAACCAAGGAACUUGAAAGGCUUCAGAUGAUGUCUAAACAGAAGAAAACAUGUCCUUCAAGAUGGAGCAUGUUCAGCUGCAGCUGUUAUCUCCUCUCUGGAAGGUCUGGUUCCUGGGAUGAAGGUAGAAAGGACUGCAGAGACAAAGGAGCAGAUCUAGCAGUGAUAGAGAGCCCUGAAGAACAGAACUACCUCAUUACACUCACCCAGAACCCAACCUGGAUUGGUUUAAAUGACAAAGAAGAAGAAGGAAAGUGGAAAUGGAUAGACGGAACUCCUCUGACUCUAAAAUACUGGGAAAGUAAUCAACCUGAUAAUGGCGCUGGAGACCCACGGUGGGGUGAAGAGGACUGUGCUCAUAUCAGAACUCAUGCUAACAAUUUUUGGAAUGAUCGUUCAUGUGGAGCUUCUCUGCUUUGGGUCUGUGAAAAAAUACCAUAAGAAACAUGAAGAUAUGUGUACCUAUUUUGCAAACUGAGUGAUCAUUGUUGUUUCAUUUUUGUUUGCUUGUUUGUUUUUUUAUUUGUUUGGGUUUUUUUUUUUUUUUUUUAAAGAUUUUUAGAUUUAUUCUACUGAGGAUAGGUAUCCAGCUUAUAGAAAUCCAAUCAAAUCUAAACUAAAUCCAGAAGUGCCUGAAGUGCAUUGCCAUGUAAAUAAUCUGCAUACUGAAUAUGUACUUACUAAGUAACACUGUUCAAAAGUGGAAUAAAGAAACAAAUAAA